GACAAACCAGGAAGUAAUUCAACUCGUAGCGGUUUUGCUCUAGAAACACACACAAAAAGUUCACCAGUAAACAAGUAAAAUAAACAUUUCUUAUAAGCAUGGAUGAAAACGCYGCACUGCAGACUGAGGAGUGGAAAAACACAAAAGAGGCGGUCGCAAAYUUCCGCAAACUGCUUCUUUGUUCCAAAUGCUCUGAUUUGAUGAAGGAGCCCGUCUGUCUGGGCAUGUGCGAGCAUAUGCUGUGCAGGUCUUGUGCUGGCCCCCGGGCAGGGGACGGCUGUGUGGUGUGUCACAGCCCUGCGUGGGUGAAGGACAUUCAAAUCAACAGGCAGCUCAGCAGCAUCGUGCAGAUUUUCUGUGGUUUGGAGUCCCUGCUAAAUCCUGCACAACAACCUGACUCAUCUGCUGCUACUGAGGUUCAAACACAACCUGAAGCUGCAGUCUUAAAACACAAGAAGAACUUUAAGAUCUGGUUCAGUCCACGCAGUCGUAAGGUGCGCUGCAGGGUAGAGAAACCUUCAGAGGUCGAUGUAUCAGACGGUAAAUCUGCUGAAGUGGCUGCAGCACAACUAAGCACCACUACUGCUCUGUGCCAAAACAUGUCGGUUUUUAAUUUUACUUCAUCCUCCCAGGACUCUUCUUCUUCUUCUCACAAAUGCAGCAGUGUAAAUAAAAAAGGAAAGAAGAGGUCGAAGAAAACCGCCACCAGCAAGCAUGUGCAAAAAGCAACUAGAGCCACACUUAGAGAGACAAAGCAGAAUAGAAAGAAGCAAAAGUUGGAGGCCAUAAACCAACAAUGGGGAAUAACAGAGGAAGAGACUGUUCCAUCCAAACUGGAGCAGCCCUGUGCUGAUGGAGAGAGAAGGUCCAGUAAAAAGGUUUCUUUCCUAAGUCCUGUCACCUCUGAUGUGUCUCAGCUUGAAGCAUCACAUGGUAACACAAAUGAACUCCAUCCUGCCAGCAGUGCAAUAAAAGACAGUCUCUCAGAAAGCAGAAUCAAUGCCUCAAAUUACCAAACUCAGCCUGGUCAGAGCACAUCGAACGAGAAACCAUCUGCAAAUGACUCCCAUCCUGAUGACAGUCCAGAGAAACAGGAAAACUCAUCUCCUCCUGAGAAUCCAUCGAAAAGGAACAGAACAGAGGCAAAAACCUGCACCUUGGAGAAUACACCAAAAAGGCCGAGGGCGUCUCCGGGCCAAAGGAGAAAAUCACUGGGUCGGACAUCUUUGUCAGUCAUCAACCAUUUAUCUUCACCCAGGAGUGAUAAGAGCAGCAAAAACUCUAGAAAGGAAAGGGGCAGUCCCAGCAAAUCUUCGGGUAGUCCCGGAUCAUCUGUCGGGCGGCCAAGUUCCGGAAGUCCUGCAGUAAUGAAGAGAAACCACAAGGGAGAGACCCUGCUGCAUCUCGCUGCGAUAAAGGGAGAUACGGAGGCUGUCAAGGAACUGCUGGACCAAGGAGCUGACCCCAACCUGAAAGACAAUGCUGGAUGGACACCUCUGCAUGAAGCGUGUAACCUUGGCCACCUGCCAGUUGUGGAGUUGUUGGUCUCCAGGGGGGCCUUGUUAAACACACCUGGCUAUGAAAACGACUCUCCACUCCACGAUGCCGUAAGGAACGGACAUGCAGCCAUUGUGAAACGGCUACUGCAGCUCGGGGCUUUGCAGAAUGUCCUUAAUCUGCAUGGGAAGCGUCCUGCAGAUUACGGGGUGAGCCAGGAGAUGUUGGAGAUUUUCCAGGAAGCCGSUGAAGGAACCCAAUAUGCUAAUUCUCCUACAUCUCACAGCCCCUCAGCCAAUCUCUCUGCGGUGAGUGAGUGUGUGAAAAGGGAUCAGAUGGUGGUGAUUUUGGCCAGCAAGCUGUCACCAGCAGAACUGCAUCAGUUGGCCAGACUAGAAGAACUGGGAGGAAAAAUGGCUGAAACCUUUUCUAGCUCUGGGGUGAAAGCAUGUCUGCAGGCGAGGAAGUGGCUGCCAGAAGCUGAGCAUGAAGCAGGAGAAGGCCCUCAGCGCAGUCGCAUCAACAGAUGCAGUUUGCUCCCACCACUCUUCGACGGCUGUUUCUUCUUUCUCCUCGGCUCCUUCAAGGCUCCAACCAAAGAUGAGCUCACCAGGCUGCUGCGGGAAGGAGGCGGCCAGCUCCUGAGCCGACAGCCGAAGCCGGACAGCGACGUGACGCAGACUCUGAACGCUGCAGCCUACCAUGCUCAGCCAGGCUCCGAUCAGGCCCUGUGCACCCAGUACAUCAUCUAUGACCACCAGAGAGCCUUCCGGCCUGCAGUGGUCAGACGGGGAAAGGUGUGGUCUGCUCCCUCCUCCUGGGUCAUCGACUGCAUCGCAGCCUUUAGCCUCCUGCCUGUACCAGACCCAAAGUAAUGUCCUAAUUUAGUUUUUUUAUAUACUAAAUAAUAUUUUCACUUCAAAUUGGUUUUGUUUUGUUUUAACGAGAAUGAAGAUUAUGUUGAUUUCUAACAAUUUGCAUAAUGUAUGAAAAGAAGAGAAUUGUGUAAUUUCAUUUUAGUUCUGUGUGCUUAAUGUUUUUUUUUAUUAAGCAUACAGUUGAUAUUAGGCAGCUUUUACUUUUGGGGAAAUGAAACAUUAAUAAUUGAAAGUAAAUAAAAAAAAACACUGAAGCUGCACACAGUUUUUCAUAGAGGUUUACACACUAUUAAUGUGUCUUAACUGACUUAAAUAAAUAAUCUAAUAGUAAA
Austrofundulus limnaeus is the source of this 2707-nucleotide messenger RNA. RefSeq names its product BRCA1 associated RING domain 1 (gene bard1). NCBI's taxonomy places the organism in Eukaryota, Metazoa, Chordata, Actinopteri, Cyprinodontiformes, Rivulidae. Gene Ontology annotation, cellular component: BRCA1-A complex; BRCA1-BARD1 complex. Gene Ontology annotation, biological process: protein K6-linked ubiquitination. The record is from RefSeq and is a predicted model, not a curated record. Gene Ontology annotation, molecular function: protein binding; ubiquitin-protein transferase activity.